CAGUAGUAUCUCCUACACGUUAUAAUCCUGACUUCGCUGCCCCACACCCCAAAACCUUAUCUACUAAUCACUCUCCUGCAAUCUCCAUCGCUCUCUCUCAAGCACACACUUUUCUUCACUUCUUGCUACAUUCUGAUGUUAUAUAUAUCUUUGCUAUCUACUUAAAUUUUCUGUUUAGUAAUUUCAGUUAUGGCAGCUAUAAUACCCUGCCACUGCUGUUCUUCUCUCGCUAACUCCAAAUUUACAGUCCGAUCUAGAAACCAAUUUCGCUGGGCAAACACUUUGCAUAGCAAUGUUGCUUGGUGGGCUAGGCGACCAGGAUCCGGAUGCUCUAUUAAGAACUUCAAUCAACCUCAGUUUCAUAAUAAAGAGAAAGGAAAGUCAUUUUCGUUAAAGGAAUGUGCAAUUUCUCUUGCUUUGGCGGCUGGGUUGAUAGCCGGGGUUCCUUCAUUGGAUUGCUCUAGUAACGCAUAUGCAGCUACUCCUGCAUUGCCUGAUCUUUCUGUUUUAAUAUCUGGACCUCCAAUUAAGGACCCAGGAGCAUUAUUAAGGUAUGCUCUUCCAAUUGAUAAUAAAGCUAUUAGGGAAGUGCAAAAACCACUUGAGGAUAUCACAGAGAGUCUCAAGAUCGCUGGAGUCAAAGCACUUGAUUCCGUGGAGCGAAAUGUUAGGCAGGCAUCUCGAUCUCUUAAGCAGGGGAAGAGUUUGAUUAUAGCAGGCUUGGCUGAAUCAAAAAAGGACCAUGGAGUUGAACUGCUUGACAAGCUAGAAGCUGGAAUGGAUGAGCUUCAACAGAUUGUUGAGGAUAGGAACAGAGAUGCAGUUGCACCAAAACAGAAAGAGCUGCUUAAUUAUGUCGGAGGUGUUGAAGAGGACAUGGUAGAUGGGUUCCCUUAUGAAAUCCCAGAAGAAUACAGAAGUAUGCCUACAUUGAAGGGGAGAGCAGCUGUGGACAUGAAGGUCAAGGUUAAAGACAAUCCCAAUUUAGAUGAAUGUGUGUUCCACAUUGUUCUAGAUGGCUACAAUGCUCCAAUAACUGCUGGGAAUUUUCUAGAUUUGGUGGAACGGCACUUCUAUGAUGGCUUGGAAAUCCAGAGAGCGGAUGGCUUUGUUGUUCAAACUGGAGAUCCUGCAGGUCCUGCAGAGGGUUUUAUUGAUCCUAGUACAGAGAAAACUCGGACAAUACCAUUAGAAAUCAUGGUGAAUGGGGAGAAAGCACCUUUCUAUGGAGCAACGCUGGAAGAGCUUGGUUUAUAUAAGGCUCAGACAAAGCUUCCAUUCAAUGCAUUUGGAACAAUGGCCAUGGCCAGAGAGGAAUUUGAGAACAACUCAGCUUCAAGCCAGGUAUUUUGGCUAUUGAAAGAGAGUGAACUGACUCCCAGCAAUGCAAAUAUAUUGGAUGGCCGGUAUGCUGUUUUUGGUUAUAUAACUGAAAAUGAGGAUUAUUUGGCUGAUCUUAAGGUUGGUGAUGUCAUAGAGUCAAUGCAAGUGGUUUCUGGCCUGGAUAAUUUAGUUAAUCCAAGUUAUAAGAUUGCAGGCUAGGCCUCUGACACAUUUUCGGUAAGUAUAUCAUGAAUGAAUGAGAGUUAGUUGACCUUUUCCAGCAAAUUUGGUGAUAUGAAGGUACAAUACUGCUGUAUGUUAGGCAGUUUCCGAACUUGCCAUUUGUUUUUUAUUCAAUUAUAUCCUUUCAUUUUGGAAACGUCUUGGUGUAAGUUAAGAAUGUAUUUCUUGAAUGGAGCCAACUCCUUCAUUGAUUCAUUUCAUAUUACAAGCAUUCUCAGUUUUUUCA
This is a messenger RNA of Jatropha curcas, 1792 nucleotides long. It is a transcript of the gene CYP38, whose product is annotated as cyclophilin 38. Gene Ontology annotation, molecular function: peptidyl-prolyl cis-trans isomerase activity. The record is from RefSeq and is a predicted model, not a curated record. Gene Ontology annotation, biological process: protein peptidyl-prolyl isomerization. NCBI's taxonomy places the organism in Eukaryota, Viridiplantae, Streptophyta, Magnoliopsida, Malpighiales, Euphorbiaceae.